Molecule: messenger RNA, 276 nt
Organism: Cetraspora pellucida
Lineage: Eukaryota; Fungi; Glomeromycota; Glomeromycetes; Diversisporales; Gigasporaceae
Source: the annotation of a GenBank genome assembly
AUGCCUCAUAUGUCUGAUCAACAAUUACAGAUUAAAGAUAUAAAUAAUAUUUUAGAAUUAUUGAUAGAAGAAUAUUCCAACAUUACUUAUAAAAAUUCAAUUAAUAUUCUUAAAAAAGAAAUUAAUGAGUUGUUGGAACUAUUGCAAACAAUCGAAUUAGAUCAAUAUCUUACUGUACGUGAGAAAACUAUCAAAUCUUAUGAUUUCUUUCAAUUACAAUUAGCAGUUAUUUUAGAAAGAUUGGGUUGUAAUAGAAAUGGUGCUUCUAUUGGAUGA